Messenger RNA from Cyprinodon tularosa, 709 nucleotides. It is a transcript of the gene mrpl42, whose product is annotated as mitochondrial ribosomal protein L42. The transcript is spliced from 5 exons. Bases 47 to 484 code for a protein of 145 amino acids. Lineage: Eukaryota; Metazoa; Chordata; Actinopteri; Cyprinodontiformes; Cyprinodontidae. The record is from RefSeq and is a predicted model, not a curated record. Gene Ontology annotation, cellular component: mitochondrial large ribosomal subunit.
UUAGACGGAACAAUUACAACGAUGCACACUUUAAAGUAACAGCACCAUGGCGUCGGGUCAUUUGUGUAAGCUGCACGGUGUUUUAACGCGACUUUCAUACGCUGCUACGCUGCAAAAUGUGCAAAGUUGUUUGGUGCCACUUCGACAGAAAUCUACUGUUGACCCUUCCUCACCCCAAGGCCAUAAUUGUGAGGUGAAAAUAGGCGUUACUUCCGAUGGAAAAACCAUAGUAUGCUACCACCCUGCCGUCGACGUUCCAUAUGAACUCACCCAGCCCAUAGAGCGACAAGACCCUUUGACUGUGCCGGCAGAAACCCACGAUCAGGUUCUGAAAGCCCACCUCAGCAAAGAGGUGCUGAAGGGCAAAGAGGGACCGACUAUAGAGGAGCUGAGCAAGAUGUUUUUCACCACAAAACAUCGGUUUUAUCCAAAAGGACAGUAUCACAGGAGGCGCAUCAAUCAAAACCCCCCGAAGGACAGAUAAUCGAGGUCCAUAAACUGUUAUUUGAAAUGUAAAAAUAUUGUAUAAUAAACUGGGAAAUGUGACGCAGACAGAAUUAUUCAUUUGUUUUUGUGUCUACAAUUCGUCGCAGGAUGUUUUUUGGACGUUAUCUAGAGGAAAUAAAACAACCCAGCUAUGAGUGAAAAAUGGUGAGGUGAUGUUUUAUAAUGCUGGUUUGGAAAACAAUAAAGAUGUAUUAAAAGUAAA